AUGGGCAACCAGCCUGUUGUCUUCCUCGGAUCCAGGUCCGUUAUUUGCGAUCUGUUCGAAAAGCGGGGCCGCAUCUACAGUUCGCGCCCGCGGAUGGUGAUGGCGUCAGAGAUCAUGACCCACGGUGAUCACGUUGUCUUCAUGCCGUACGGUCCCCAGUGGCGCAAGCACCACCGCAUCCAAGGCGCUCUACUGAACCAGCAGGCAGUGCGGCAUUACCGCAAACUGCUCGAUUUGGAGAGUCUUUUCACUUUGCGCGACAUUCUUGCGAAGCCCGAUAAUAUCGAGAAAGCAUUCCGGCGAUACCCGGGGAGCUUGAUGAACACUCUGGCAUACGGAGAGCCGACCGUGAGCCAUUGUGACGCGCCGCAAUUGAAGCAGGUUGAGAACAUCGCGCGAGCUUUUGCGGACGCCGUUGGAGCAGGCCACUGGCUGGUCGACGCAUUUCCCAUCCUCAAGUGGUUUCCAAACUGCGUUGCUCCGUGGAAUCGUUAUGGAGAGCAGAUUCAUCAGCGGACUGUGCAGCUUUUCCGUGAGAAAACAACAGCUGCCGAGACUGCGCCUUCCUGGAACUGGGUGAAGCACGCAAAAGGAGAGUACAAAGAUGAGAUGUCUGACCAUGAAUUUCUCUACGUGAUCGGCGUCCUCUACCAAGCCGGUGUCCAUGUUACGGUUUCGACUUUACGCCACUUGCUGUUCAUAUGUUGUCGGUAUUCGGUAUCAGUAGCGACUGCACAGAGGGAACUCGACAGCGUCCUUGCACCGGACCAAUUACCAACAACGGAGGAUUUGAGAAGUUUGCCAUACGUGUCAGCGUUCAUCAAAGAGGUGCUGCGGUGGCGACCCUUGACACCAAUCGGCAUGCCUCAUGCCUCGACGGAAGAUGACAGCUACGGGGGAUACCACUUACCCCGCGGUACCGUAUUCAUUCCAAACCACUGGGCCCUGGAUAUAGACGAGUUAGGAGGAGAUUCCCAGGAUUUUAGGCCGGAGCGAUGGCUUCAAUGUGGUGCACCCAUGAUCAAUGCCUUUGGCUUUGGUCGUCGUGUUUGUCCUGGGCAGCACUUGGCUCAAGAUGCCGUUUCACUCCUCGUCUCCCGUUUGCUGUGGGCAUUCUCUUUUCAAUCUCCUGAUGAAUUAAGUUCAUGGGGUUUUGAGAUUGAUGCAUCCAUAUUGGUGCCUAAGCCGUUCCGUGCCAAUGUCACCAUUCGGGAUGAACGACGAAAAGAUACUAUUAAUCAUGGUUGGAGAGAUUCAGACAAAGACUUCAACAGUAUACUGGAGCAGAUCGGCCGGGAAAUGUCUUAA
Messenger RNA from Penicillium samsonianum, 1308 nucleotides. Its product is annotated as cytochrome P450. Lineage: Eukaryota; Fungi; Ascomycota; Eurotiomycetes; Eurotiales; Aspergillaceae. The transcript has a single exon. The record is from RefSeq and is a predicted model, not a curated record. The coding region runs from base 1 to 1308 and encodes 435 amino acids. Gene Ontology annotation, molecular function: monooxygenase activity; oxidoreductase activity, acting on paired donors, with incorporation or reduction of molecular oxygen; iron ion binding.